Messenger RNA from Grosmannia clavigera kw1407, 696 nucleotides. RefSeq names its product benzodiazepine receptor family protein. The coding region runs from base 1 to 696 and encodes 231 amino acids. Gene Ontology annotation, cellular component: mitochondrial outer membrane. NCBI's taxonomy places the organism in Eukaryota, Fungi, Ascomycota, Sordariomycetes, Ophiostomatales, Ophiostomataceae. The transcript has 2 exons. The record is from RefSeq and is a predicted model, not a curated record.
AUGACCACAAACGUGCUUGCGCACCUCUCUCUUCCAGGCGUGGUCUUUGCCAAUCCGGCCGCCUCUGUCCUGCUGCCAGUUGCCUUGGGUGCUGCUGUCGGCUACAGCACAAAGCCCGACCCCAAAGACCGUUCUGUGCGUGCCAUCCGCCAGCCGCCGUUCCGUCCGCCGCCGGCCGCCUUUGGCCCGACCUGGACAGCACUCUAUGCGCUGACCGGCUACGCAGCCCACCGGGCUUUUAGGACUCUGGGUCCGGAUCCGGCGCCAUCCGUCCCGGCCGGGCUUUACUCGCUGCAGCUGGGCCUUAACCUUGCCUGGAUGCCGCUCUUCUUCGUGCUGCGGCAGCCAGUGGCAGCAGCCGCUGACGCGGUCACGCUGCUCGGCAUCAACGUCUUCCUGGCCGUCCGCUGGCUGCGCUCGACCAACCCCAGCACACGUACCGUCGGCUACCUCUGGCUGCCGUACGUCGGCUGGCUUGCCUUUGCCACGUACCUCAGCGUCGGUGUCGGCCACCUCAACGGCUGGUCGUUCCGGCCGGCAAAGAAGUCUUCGACAUCGCCGCCGCCACCACCAUCGGUUUCGUCGUCCUCGGCGCCCUCUCGUCCCUCCCGGGCAUCGUCCUCGUCUUCUUCGCCUUCGUCCUCCUCGGCAGCACCACACAAGGACCGCAAGGGCAAGGGUCGGUCGCGCAAGUGA